Molecule: messenger RNA, 5666 nt
Organism: Aedes albopictus (Asian tiger mosquito)
Lineage: Eukaryota; Metazoa; Arthropoda; Insecta; Diptera; Culicidae
Product: small G protein signaling modulator 2-like
Exons: 15
Coding region: 716-3961 (1081 amino acids)
Biological process (GO): activation of GTPase activity
Molecular function (GO): GTPase activator activity
Source: RefSeq, a predicted model, not a curated record
GCUCUCAGACGACGUUAUCCCUUGCCCGUGAAAAGACCGUCGAAUCGACUGCGACGUCGGUGUCCAAGUGAACAAAAAUUUUCCAAACCAAUCCAAGUAAUUUUCCCUGCCCAGGUCAAAUCAUUCCAAAUUUGGUGGCAAAAUGUUCUGAAUUUGCGUGGAAAGUUCAUCGUCGAAAGGAAAAACGGUUGCAGAUGUUGGGGAAAAGUGUGGAAAAGUGCCAAUCGCUGCUGAGGUGUCACAUCGCAACAUCUGUGAAAAAUGGUGGAAAGUGAAAAACCAUAAAGGCUGACUUAUUUUGACAAGCCCCGUGAAAAUUCGAGUGCAAGUGGGGAGGGCAAAGAUAGAAGACGAGAACAGGCUGGAAACAGGGUGUUGUGGUUUACUGGUGGCGAGGGCGAGGUGAUUCCUCUUUCGGCAGCCACAGAGCGUUGAAGUUGGCAGGCUAAAGCAAGCAGUAUUGCAUGUACGUGAAAAUAUGAUGGUUAAAGCAGUAGCAGUAGUAGCAGCAGCAGCAGCUGGUUGUUUUGGACAUCUUUGAAAAGCUUCUGAAGCGGAAAAUCUUCAGUGCGGUGGUGGAGUGAUACAUUGACGCCAGGAUUGGAAUUUGUUGCGUUUUUUUUCGCUACGGGAGUAUCAUCAGUGAGUGUGACUCUUGCGGUCCAUAUUUGAGCAGUGUGUGUCUGGAUAAGGAUAACUAAUAGCCAGCAGCAAUAUGUCGAUCCAAACAGAUAAUAUUGAUUUUAAAGAAAAGCUCAUAGCAGCUGUCAAGAAAGAGGUGAAACAGGUGAUGGAGGAAGCGGUCACCAAGAAGUACAUCCACGAGGAAUCCGGCUCGGUGACUUCACUCUGCGCCGCUGUGGAAGCCUGUCUCAGUCAAGGCCUGCGGAGGCGAGCCCUCGGUUUGUUCAAAACCUCCUCGACUACGGCACUGCUGCACAAGGUGGCCAAGCACUGCACUGAGGCUGCUGCAAUCAGUAAGAAAGUCCAGGAAAUUGAAAACAACGAUCCAAACAAGAGGUCUUCUUCAAGUAGUGAUAGCACCAUUAAACCACCAAUUCUUAAGAAAGGCAGCAGUCAUUCGGUGUCGACAACUACUUCACCCACGACUCCACCUGUUGUCAAAUAUCUCUGGAUCCGAUUAGCACUAUAUGAGAAAAAACUAUCGCGUAUAAUUGAUCAUUUGGUAACGAACGCAACACGGUACUACGAGCGAGACUCCCUGGUUGCCGAUCCAGACUACGGGUCCAUACUGAGCUCUCUACUGGUAGGACCUUGCGCACUAGACUACUCUCGGGCCAAAACGGCAGAUCACUACUGGACGGAUCCGCCGGCCGACGAGCUGGUCCAGCGGCAUCGUAUCAGUUCGGGAAAUCCAACGUCACCGGCCAUCCGUAGACCAAUGUUGAACUUUAAGCGUAGUCUACACACCAGCUCCGAAGAGGGUAGCAUGGCUUCGUUCAAGUCUAACUCGCUGGUGUCCGCCUCGAAAGACUACGUGGAGUCCUUGCACCAGAACUCCCGUGCCACUCUGCUGUACGGGAAGAACAACGUAUUGGUACUGCCGAAAGAAGUCAGUGAACCGAUGCCCGGUUACCUCAGCCUACAUCAGACGAUUCAGUCGUUGACCAUUAAGUGGACACCGAAUCAGCUGAUGAAUGGCUAUACCGAGUCGGAGAACAUCGAUAAAAGUUCUUACUGGGCGUACGCAUUGAACGUCAAUGUGGAUGAAAUCGUGUACGUCCACUGCCACCAGGCUCGCGGAGGUGAUACUGGCGGUACCAUAAUUCUAGUAGGACAGGACGGUGUCCAACGACCGCCGAUACAUUUUCCCGAGGGAGGACAUAUGGCAGCGUUUCUCAGCUGUUUGGAGACAGGCCUUCUACCGCAUGGUCAGCUAGAUCCUCCCCUUUGGUCGCAACGUGGAAUCGGGCGAAUCUUCCCCUGGCCGCACAAAUCCCGUCGUAGACCACUGCCGUCGCUCCUGGAAGCGGCCACUAGCGAUGAACUGCCGAUCGAUUACGUGUUCCGCGUUGUCAACAAAGGCAACACCGAUGAAUUUUUGGCAAAUCAUCCAAUUCUGGAGCUGGGACGGACGAGCCCACGUUACCGGGCGCAGCUGAGCAGCUGUUCGACGAACGAAAGCAGCGACUGCUCCAGCAAAAGUCUCUCGAUAGAUGCAAUGUCAAUCGACAGUCCAAACCCGGUAACGAACCAAUCCACAAGCAUUGCCCUAGUUUGCUCAACGAUGAAGAGGCAGAUAAUAUCUCGCGCCUUUUACGGUUGGCUGGCGUACUGCCGGCAUUUAUCUACGGUCCGGACUCAUCUGUCAGGCUUGGUCAACGGAAGGAUUACUCCUGAUGUUGGUGCCGAAGAGGGUUUAACCAAAGCCCGUUGGGAUGAGUUACACGACGACAGGGGAGUUGUGGCAGACGACCAGGAAGUCUACCGUUUGGUCUACUACGGUGGAGUUGAACACGACAUACGGAAAGAGGUUUGGCCGUACUUGUUAGGACACUACACCUUUGGAACGACUCCGGAGGAACGUGCCGAUUUGGACGAAACCACCAAGCAUUACUACGAGACGACGAUGAGCGAAUGGUUGGCGGUCGAAGCCAUUGUUCGCCAGAGAGACAAGGAGAAGACGGCGGUGGCGGUUGCCAAGCUCAGUUCGGGCAGCGGAAGCUUGGAGAACAAAAGCAAGGACGCCGAAGAGGAAGAGAUGGAGAACGAGGUGUUCGAGGAGAACGGCUUCUCGGAUAUGUCCGAGCCGGAAAUGGAGGACGAUGAAGAAACUACGAAACCUAAGCUCCCGGAAGAGCCGAGAGAAGAACCAAAGGAGGAGUCCGAGAAAGCUGACAUAGAAGAAGGCGAAAAACUAAGCUCCCCAGACAGGCUGGAACUUCCCCUCUCCGAACACAGCCAAAACAUAGACAGCAACAAAAGUUCACCAUCAGAUUCUUCGUACGCCACGGUCGGCAACGACUUUGUGGACGUAGCCGAUAUGCUGCCAGUAACGAGCAACGAAAAUGUACUGCCCAAUGACGAAGAAGACGGCAUCAGGGAUUCGGAUUUGGAUGAUUGUCCGAUGCAGUCGCCAGGACAUCCCAGAGCUGUGAUUGUGACUGAUGCGUCCAUCGAUGUGACAAUGAUCAACGAUGGUAAGGAACAGAACAACAAUACGCUGGAGGCCCUGCCCGAGGAGGGAAUUACCAGUCAGCUGGACGCACUGCAGGAACCAAAGUCGACUUGUGUGUCGCCGGCGAGUUCUAAUGGGGGGAUUUAUAGCAGCGAACUUUUGGAAUCCUUUGGACUGAAUCUUCACCGCAUCGAGAAGGAUGUUCAACGAUGUGACCGCAACUAUUGGUAUUUUGCCAACGAAAAUUUGGACAAACUGCGGAACGUCAUUUGCACAUACGUAUGGGAACACCUGGACGUCGGCUACAUGCAGGGUAUGUGCGACCUGGUGGCCCCACUGCUGGUGAUCUUCGAUGACGAGUCUCUCAGCUAUGGUUGCUUCUGUCGAUUCAUGGAGCGUAUGAUCGAGAAUUUCCCCAACGGAGGAGCGAUGGAUAUGCACUUUGCUAAUAUGAGAUCGCUAAUCCAAAUCUUGGACUCGGAGAUGUACGACCUGAUGCACGCCCAUGGAGAUUACACCCACUUCUACUUCUGCUACCGAUGGUUCCUGUUGGACUUCAAGCGAGAGCUCAUCUAUUCGGACAUUUUCUCUGUGUGGGAGGUGAUUUGGGCGGCGAAGCAUGUGGCAUCGGCUCAGUUUGUCCUGUUUUUGGCACUGGCUCUGCUGGAAACCUAUCGGGACAUCAUUCUGUCGAACAGCAUGGAUUUCACCGAUAUCAUCAAGUUUUUCAACGAAAUGGCUGAGCGGCACAACACCCCUGCAGUACUGAAACUGGCUAGGAAUUUGGUGCUUCAGUUGCAAACAAUAAUCGAAAAUAAGUAAGAUGACAUUGCAAAAACAUAGAUUGGUUUAGGCUGUUGUGUAAAGAAAAUAACAAGAUAAAUCCAAGCUGGGUGUCGUAAGCUGUUGUAAGCAUAUAAACUGUGGAUCAGUUUAGUUGGACUGGAAUCCAACUAUUGAAGUACGUUGAAAGUUACUGAUGCAACCAUAAUGGACCCUUUUUUGUUUCCGAUGAGGAAUCAACCAAACCAGUGAAAUGCAUAUUUGUCUAUCCUACUGGUUAUGGCCGUUAUUCAAUAAUUCACCAGUAGAUGGAGUACUAGUUAUAAUAAUGAGCAUAAAUGUCAAUGUACUGUCAAACGUAUGUCACUGUUACCUUCUUGUAUACAAAACAAAACGAAACUAAAAUAGGUACUGUAUCUAUUGUUUUAAAUUCCUGCUUAUUCUAGGAAUAUGUUGUCGUGAAGGAUGAGUGUUUCUAUUUUACACACCUAUAAGUCGUCCUUUGUGCGUGUAUAAAUCAAUACCUACUAUUCAUGUAUACUGUUGUGUCUGUAAACUGUUGCUAUUCAUAUAUUUAUACACCUUUUUAAAGUGUCCAACUGUAACUAGUUAUCCAAAUAAGCAAAUAAUUAUUUUACUCUCAUAAAACCACAGAAAUUUUUAAAUUGUUUUAGACUAUUCGUUGAAAUGGUACAUUCCAAAAACAGACACUAUUUUAAAGAUUAAACGAUGAGAUAUUUACCAAACCAAAAGCAUUGCUUUCGAUUGCUGAACAAUUAUCCUUACACUACUGUUACACGAUGACGAGCAGCAACAAACGACUGUUACAGAGCUGAAUUUAGCGCGCUCCAAGAGCACACACCCUUACACAACUAAUUAUAUUACAAAUUAGUUUCACAUUUUAACCCCACAAACAAUAUGUUACAAAAGAAAAAAAAAAUCAGUGUCAAAUCACAAUACCACAAAAUAUCUUGAGAAAUGAAUCUUAUGAAUCAUUACAAAUAUAUUUAUAUAUUAUUAUAUAGAAGCUCGUCUGCGGUCGCUCACAUCCAUCACCGAACGGGAUUUGAACCCAAGUCCUCGUGAUGCGAAUUCCGGGUGUCGUCUAGAGGUUGAGCAGAUCGGACGAGCCGGAAUAGUGUUAUCAAUUCAUCACAUCUUCCAAUAGUAGUUGGUAAAAUCUAAAGAAUAAAGAAAAAGAAAUGAAGGAAUACAAUUUUCGAGUACGGGCAGCCCGAAGCUGUCUGGAAAAUAUUUGCCUAUAGAUGAUACUGUUUAUAUAUGAUAUAAGACUAUGAAAUAUAUUGUAUUACAAAUACACAGUAUGACCACACACAAAACCUAUGGAAGCGGCACAACGUGUGAGACUGCGGGACGCUUUGGAUUUGGACUGCGAAUCGGUGAAAGCGAUUUGCGGGGAUGAACUGUAUGAGUGAUCUAUAGUUUAUUUUUUUUACACAUCCAGAAAUCAUACUUACAAUCAUAAGUUGUUGACCUUUUUAUAUUGAGUACAUAAAUAGUUCAGCAUUUAGAGAGUCUAGAUAAACCAGCCAUUUUUAAUGUCAAUCAAUAUAUGGAAUGUGAUAAUUGAGUUCCUUUUAGUUAAAUUUUCAUCUGCUAUUCCUACAGUUCUUCCUCGCAGCAGAAUAUAAUAUAUGACAAUUGUGAGCGAUACAGUAUUUGUGUGAGCAAGUACAAUGCAACAUUUGGAGGUAAAUUACAAUAUAAAUAAUACUGAAAAUCA